AUGCCUGACGAGUCGGGACCGCGUCUGCUCCGAGCGGGCGCCGCAGGAACAAAGGGGGCAAGGGUGGAGGUGGCGGCGGGGGAGGCGGGGGUGGAGGCGGUGGGAGUGGAGGAGGGGCUGGAGAGGCUAGUGGCGGCAGUGGUGGAGGUGGUGACGGCAGCGGCGGAGGCGGUGGCAGGGGCGGGGGCGGCAGCGGGGGCGGAGGUGGUCGUGGCAGCGGCAGAGGAGGAGGUGGUCGAGGAGGUGGCGGCGGCGGUGGUGGUCGUGGAGGCGCUGGCGGUGGUCUGA
Closterium sp. Yama58-4 is the source of this 288-nucleotide messenger RNA. The record is from the annotation of a GenBank genome assembly. NCBI's taxonomy places the organism in Eukaryota, Viridiplantae, Streptophyta, Zygnematophyceae, Desmidiales, Closteriaceae.